AUGGAUUCCACAGGAAGGAAACUGGAGUGUGUGUUGGCGGGCAACAAGAGACGGUUGGGCAGCCGCAACCUUUCAUGCUAGAUGUGAUGGGAAAGUACCGACACUUACAAUUGUUAAAGUUUUCAAGAAUGCCAAGAAAAUUAUUUUUGGUGGAUUUGCGACCAAGACAUGGGCUGGUAACGGUACGUACGUAAGAUUGUGAACAUUAAAGUUAUACACAUAAUUAUUACGAGGGUCCUUGUUGUUCUGUUAAUGUUAUUUUUCACAUUUGUGUGGCAACGACAGGCUGUAUUUAAUUACUCUUCACUCAACAACUAGUUUCAGCUUGUUUUAAACAGGCGCAUGUACAUAAACUGUACCAACAGUAGGCCUACCAAAGAAAUAAAAAUAUUACAAGGGUAGUCACAACAGAAAACAAAAAGGAUGUUGUUAAAUUCGUUCAAAGAUGAAAAUUGGCCAGCCAGUUUCAACUCACACUUUGUUUUAGGAUCGUUCUAAAAGACUACUGCAAUUUUUGCCCCAUAGAAAAGAGCAUUCGAAUUCGCGGCCUAAUUAGAAAUGAAGCAUAUUUUGCUGAAUUUAUUUUGGCUUUGUAAGAAAUAAUGGCAGUAAGGUGUAGCUAAAAUUAACAUGUUUUUUUUCCUUGGCAUGGGUAAAUAAUAGGGAUCAGAGUCAGUGCCUCGUUCUUUAGAGAAUCUCAUCCAUGCCUUUAUUUCUUCCACCAAAAGAUUAUGCUUUUAUCCGCGUUUGCCUGUGUAUGUGCGUGUUUGUUUCUCUACCAGCACGGUAACUCAAACACUAUAAAAGUAUUAAUACAAAAAAUAGCUGUAACGUCAUUAUUAAAAAAAUUUAAUGCCUAUAGAUGCCGUUUAAAUUUCAAAAGUAGUGUUUAUAAUAUAUAAAACACUAACUUAGUUCUCGGAUGAGCUUUAUCUAGAGACAUAUUAAUUACCUGCGCUGGGAGGUUAUGUUUUCGUCCGCGUUUGUAUGUGUGUCUGUGUAUUUGUCUGUCAGCACGUUAUUAUACGUACUAUUACCAGACGUAUCACUACGAAAAUAUGUAGGAUUAGUAGGGAUCGACUAUUAGUCCAAACUGAUCAAAUUUUGGUUAAUUUUGGGUAAAAAUCGGACGAGAACUUCGUAAAAGUCUGUAUUCCUAUGCCGGCAGACUAAACCGAAUGCGUAACUAGCGCAUUUUAUAAUUCAUGCAUGCAUGAUACAUCAGCUAAAUCGCUUGGGGGGAGGGGGGGAUGCAGUUUUAAAAGUAAUAGCUGUUUACCAGAAAAAUGCGUCGGAAAAUAUUUUUUAUACAUUUCGAUUCCAGCAGACAAUCUUGUCUGAUAAAAAAAUAUUGUACUUUUUUCAGAUGGUGAAGCGCGUGCCCCUGGAUCAUUUUUGUAUUCUCUUCGCAAUAAUGAUGACCUCACGGCUUUCAAGGCUCCGUUGAUAAAUGAGAAUGAUGAGUGGGCAAUUAGCCGCUACAGCGUAGAUGGACCAACCUUUGGUGGAGGGGAAUUGUUCAUUCCAAACAAUGCGGUUUCAAAUCCCAAUACCCAAGCAGAUUUUGGUACCCGUUACCAGCCUCCACAUGGAUACACUGCCAACCAACCCAACACAAAAUCGCUCCUUGCAGGAAGUAGUGACUUUCUUCCAUCUGAAGUUGAAGUAUUAUACUUAAAUUGAAGCUGUGCUAAUUAUUCACUGAAG
Molecule: messenger RNA, 1707 nt
Organism: Paramuricea clavata
Lineage: Eukaryota; Metazoa; Cnidaria; Anthozoa; Malacalcyonacea; Plexauridae
Source: the annotation of a GenBank genome assembly